Messenger RNA from Bactrocera tryoni, 3437 nucleotides. RefSeq names its product F-box/LRR-repeat protein 20. Gene Ontology annotation, molecular function: protein binding. The record is from RefSeq and is a predicted model, not a curated record. Bases 1800 to 3131 code for a protein of 443 amino acids. The transcript has 9 exons. Gene Ontology annotation, cellular component: SCF ubiquitin ligase complex. Gene Ontology annotation, biological process: SCF-dependent proteasomal ubiquitin-dependent protein catabolic process. NCBI's taxonomy places the organism in Eukaryota, Metazoa, Arthropoda, Insecta, Diptera, Tephritidae.
AAACAAGUCAUUCGUCCAGGAACAAAUGCAAUGCGACCAACUGCGCAUAACGACUUCAUGAAUACCAGAAACUGCUUUUAACAUAGUGCAUUCGUGUUUGUUUGUGGUUCUGUGCGCAAAUACCGCAUUCGUAUAUAUUCUGUAGUUCUGUAUUUCGUCGGACAACUUUCAAUUGGAAGACAUAAGAUGAAGCAAAAGAAAAUGACAAAAACAAAGAAGUAGCGGAAUUUUGUAUUUUGUUCACCGUAAUUGCUUGGUCGCUUGGUUCAGUUCGAAAGCAAUUCAAUUCGCUGUCGCUCGUCAUCGACAACAAUCGUUCGUUAUUCGUUAUACAAGCUCCGCAAUAAUUCUGCGCGCAGAAGAUCAGCAGGGAGUUGAAUAUAAUGGAAUAACUGCAUAUAAAAAAUCAAAUCUAAUUGGAAAAUUUUCUUGAAAAAUCUUUGGAAAGAAUAUUUGCUGUUAAUCGGUAGUGUGUCAAUGUUCUCAAAUUAUGUUAGUGUGUGUAGAAAUUGAUGAAAAUUCAAUGAAAAUUAUUAAAUCGAAUAGAGCUUUUGUGGCAGAGGAAAAUUUAGAAGCGCAAAUUGGCAAAAUAUAUUGACGCGAAUGUGUUAAUUGCGUUCGUCAAUGUGUGUUUUUGUGUGCGUACUUGAGUAGGUGUGCAUUGCAGUCGAUUUUUAUUGCUGAACGGAUCUUAACAGCAGACAAAAAAGUUACGGAAGUGCAAAAAAAAAUAUAUGUAUUUAUAUAGAAGUAUUUCAUAAAUAAAAGUUUGUGAAAAUUUAUCACUGUAUAAAAUUGGCAUUGGAAGAAUUUGACGCUGCUGUGAGCAGCAAAGAAAGUGCAAUAACAGAGAUUGCAAGGCAGUGGAGUGCAGGAAAAUCAAUCAAGAAUUUUCAGUGUAUUUUAAAUACAAUGCAGUAAUUAAAACGCAAUGUAAAACAGCAUAUAAGAGCAGAAAAUAUUGCAAUGCUAAGAAAAUAAUUAAGUUUGUGAAAAAUGCAGAAAAACAAUUCAUUUCGAUGAUAACAAAGAGCAUAAAGUUGAAUAUUCUUGCAUUUUGCAUAUUCUGCUGUUCGCAAUUUAACAGCUGAUAAAAAUUAAUAAGUGGUGACAGCAAAUAAAUAAAUAAAAAAUUGCCCUAUUGUGAAAAUCUUAUCAUAUUUUUAUAGGACUGCUGCAAAUCUAUCUGGUGCGACAAAGGGCGACUCAACAUUGCAACUAAAAAGUACAUUCUGAUAGGUACAUUAAUAGAUAUUGGAAUGCAACUUUUCAAUUGCUACUAUCCAUCAAAAGCAGUCCAAUAAGGGUCUAGUGCAGAUAUAGAUUCAUAGAUUAAUGAACACUUACGUAAAUAUAUAAAUGACUGAUACGCAAAGGUCGUCACGGUAAAUUUUUUAACUACGCAUUUUGCUUGAGAGAAAGCAGUGAAACAAAACAAAGAAAGAUAAGGCAAUGAAAAGUGGCUUAAAAUCAUAACACAGUAUCGUGUGACAAGUAUUGUAUUUAUAAUUAAUUGCUUUCUGCUCACAAAGCCUAUUAGUUGCAAAAGCGUUUUAUCUGCUGGUAAAAAAAGCAAAAAACAAGAAAAUUGUAUAGCACGGGCACACAAUCGUCACAUACUCUAUUAAAAUUUAAAUAUUUUUUUGUUUGACAACGAGUUGAUAACGUCAAUUAUUAUCACUGUGUAAUAUUCGCCGUGAUAUUCUGCCAGACUUGGUGGUGGCUUCGUGCUUAUUUUAUGUGCUUAGGUAGCAAUAAAUCCACAGUGAUAACUACAAUUUCAGCAAAAAGUUGCAAAGAUGACUAACAAUGCUACCAACUCCACAUCUCGAUUUCGCUCACAACGCAACGACCAGACAUUCCUCAGCUCUUCGGAUGCGGAUGACGAACCUAUAAAACAACUGCCAAAGGAAAUUCUUUUACGUAUUUUCUCCUAUUUGGAUGUGGUGUCUUUAUGCAGAUGUGCACAAGUCUGCAAAUAUUGGAAUGUGUUGGCCUUGGAUGGAUCAAGUUGGCAGAAAAUCAAUUUGUUUGAUUUUCAACGUGACAUCGAGGGUCCAGUUAUUGAAAAUAUAUCCCAACGAUGUGGUGGCUUUUUGAAAUUCCUGUCAUUGCGCGGCUGUCAAUCAGUUGUUGAUAAAUCAAUAAGAACAUUAGCAUUUCACUGCCCCAACAUAGAAAACUUGGACUUAUCCGAAUGCAAGAAGAUCACCGAUAUAUCGACACAGUCAAUAAGCAAAAACUGUGUACGAUUAGCAGCAAUCAAUUUGCAAUCGUGCUCUAAUAUAACCGAUGAUAGUUUAAAAUAUAUAUCGGAUGGUUGUCCGAACUUACUUGAAAUCAACAUUUCAUGGUGUCAUUUAAUCUCAGAGAAUGGCGUUGAGGCCUUGGCGCGCGGCUGCAAAAAGCUGCGCAAAUUCUGCAGCAAAGGUUGUAAACAAGUCAAUGACAAUGCCAUCACCUGCCUGGCUAAAUUCUGUCACGACCUAAUGGUGCUCAAUUUACACAGCUGUGAGACAGUCACCGAUGCCUCGAUACGACAGAUCGCCGCCAACUGUCCUAAAUUACAAAAGCUUUGCGUUUCGAAAUGCGUCGAACUCUCCGAUCUCUCGCUAAUGGCUCUCUCACAGAAUAAUCCAUUGCUGAAUACGCUUGAAGCAUCUGGCUGUCGUAAUUUCACCGAUAUCGGUUUCCAGGCCUUGGGCAAGAAUUGCAAAUACUUGGAACGUAUGGACUUGGAGGAGUGCAAUCAGAUAACCGAUUUAACGUUGGCGCAUUUGGCAACCGGUUGUCCCAGUUUAGAGAAACUGACUUUGUCGCAUUGUGAGCUUAUCACUGACGAUGGAAUACGUCAGCUGGCGGCUGGUAGUUGUGCAGCUGAGAGUUUAUCCGUCCUCGAAUUGGAUAAUUGUCCAUUAAUCACCGAUCGUACAUUAGAGCAUUUAGUAUCUUGUCACAAUUUACAAAGAAUCGAGCUAUUCGACUGCCAAAUGAUAUCGAGAGCAGCAAUACGAAAAUUAAAGAAUCAUCUACCAAAUAUUAAGGUACACGCCUAUUUCGCACCAGUUACACCGCCACCAGUUACCACUGGACAUCGCCCACGGUAUUGUCGCUGUUGUGAGAUUCUCUGAGAUUCGGCCAUCGGCUUCGCCAGGAAAUUCUUGUGCAAGGGCCCUACUGACUGAUGUUUGUAUAUAUUUACUAGUACAUUUCUAAUUGUUUUGACGAUCAUUAUGACAUCGCUAACACUCAUGUAUCUCUUCUCGAUGAUUUACUAUGUUUUUUGAAAAAUAACCAAAAACAACAAAAUGACAACAUGUAUAUGUAUGAAAACGGCAACAACAACAACAAUUAUAAUACUAUAACAACAAACACGAGCAAAAUUGCACGAAAAUUGUAUGUAAAUACAUAACUACUAAUGUGAGAGAAAUUCUUAA